AUGGUCUUCACGCCUUGUCCGCCUGAGACACCGACGCGUUCCAACAGUUUCCUGAAGCUGCAGCGUGCCGCUUCAUCUUUUUCCUCUGCAACCGGUUGGGACAAUUUCUCGCCUGCGGGCGAGGAUGAUGACGUUGCGCACAGGCUUCAAGCUGCCUUAGGCAGCCCGUCCAAGGUCACGCAGACCUCCUUCAGUCCGGUAUGCAGCCGCGAUGAUCUUGAGAACAGAAGCUUCCGAGACGAGGCCAACCUCGUCAACAGCGCCGCCGCCGAGAGCAUUUCCUGCUUCGUCGCCUGCUGGUCGCCCCCGCCGCGCCGUGCCGCGCCGCGCAGCUCCUUACCUGAGCUCACAACCGCGGCCGCGGCCCUACCGCAUCUGCCACAGCUCAAGUCCCUCCACUCCUGCAGAUCCGCGGGGGCGCACCACGCGCCACAGACAGGCAGCCGUAGCUACGGUGAGGACGCGCGCGGCGCCUCGUCGCGGCCGCUUCCCGGAGCCUGCGCCAGCGACUGGCUGGGAGCCGCUCUGGCCGCCGACAUGUCGGAGGCGCCGCAGCGGGCGUCGCCGCAGCCUUGCGGCGGUGGCAUCGCUGCCGACUCGUCACCAUUAUCGGAUCGGAGGUGGCUUCAGCAAGAGGACAUGUGUGCUGGGACUGGGGCUGGGCCGACUCCGCCGGCGUGUGAGGUCGUCGGCGGUGCACAGGUGCAGGCGCGGACGCCGAGCCGCCUUCACCGAACCCGACGCGUUGUACGGGACAUGGACCACAUGGUCGAGAUGGCUUAAGGUUUCGGAGCCAAGUGAACGGACCGAUUUCUGGUCUGCGCCUUUUCACCUGGGGCUUAUUCGGUUAUACGGUUGAGGUGAGGGGUGUCGUCACAGCUCACCCCGUGCAUGCGCAGGAGGCUGGGCGCUGGGGCUGCUGUUCCAUCCUGGUCCUCGAGACGGUGGCGGUGACGUGGCGUUUAUGUAUUCCUAGGGACGCAGGUGCAGAGGUUGGAAAGAAACAACGGAGUAUGAAUGAUAUUGGGUUCGAAAGUGAAAUAGCAUUACGGCAUCGCGGCAGCCGCGCGACGGCCAAGCGCCGUGACGGCCAAUAAUUGGGUCAGAGUCCGGAUUGGCGGCGCGGCGUGUGCUUCGUGUCUUCAGUGCUAAAGAGAUUGUGGUGAUAGUAGAACACUGCGAUGAGGACCCCGACAUGCAUGUCCCGUCGAGGCGUAAUGAGCGUUUUGCACAGCAGCGCGCCCUGUUUGCGGGUGAGUCCCUCGCGGAAGGGGAGGAAGGAGAACGGCCGGGCGGGGGAAAUGAUUCUGUGGAGCGGCUGUGUUGUUGGAGUUUGGGUGUCGGUCAAUUAGCAUUGUUAGGGUUGCUCGGAAGGAGCAUGUACAAGGCGACAAAGAGUAUACUUGGCCAGCGAAGAGACAGUAGUC
Molecule: messenger RNA, 1427 nt
Organism: Volvox carteri f. nagariensis
Lineage: Eukaryota; Viridiplantae; Chlorophyta; Chlorophyceae; Chlamydomonadales; Volvocaceae
Exons: 1
Coding region: 1-783 (260 amino acids)
Source: RefSeq, a predicted model, not a curated record